This is a messenger RNA of Nicrophorus vespilloides, 3128 nucleotides long. RefSeq names its product cytoplasmic aconitate hydratase-like. The coding region runs from base 236 to 2920 and encodes 894 amino acids. Gene Ontology annotation, biological process: citrate metabolic process; tricarboxylic acid cycle. Gene Ontology annotation, molecular function: 4 iron, 4 sulfur cluster binding; aconitate hydratase activity. NCBI's taxonomy places the organism in Eukaryota, Metazoa, Arthropoda, Insecta, Coleoptera, Silphidae. The record is from RefSeq and is a predicted model, not a curated record. The transcript has 12 exons. Gene Ontology annotation, cellular component: cytosol; mitochondrion.
UGACGAUGAGAUAACAUUCGGAAUACAACGAUAUAUAUCGCGUUCCAUAUAUAUAUAUAUAUUACCAAAUCAUAUUUAGAUUGGUAUUUUUACAUUGUAUAUCGAAAGGCAAAGGCAGGCCAGCUCCAAACAGCUGAUUGCAGUCCCAACUUGUCCGUGUGCGGUGUACGACUUGCUGAGGUGACUUGGAAAAUUUAAAUUUCAGUGUGGCUACGUGAUCGCACAUACUCCAACUAUGGCUGGUACAAAUCCAUUCAACAAUCUCUUGAAAACGCUAGAAGUCAAUGGAAAACAAUAUAAAUAUUUUGACCUGGCUGCAUUGGGGGAACAAUACAAUCGAUUACCCUAUUCCAUAAGAGCUUUAUUGGAAUCAGCAGUGCGUAAUUGUGAUAAUUUCCAAGUAACCAAAGGUGAUGUUGAGAACAUCUUCAACUGGGAACAGAAUCAAGCAAAAGAAGAUGCCAUCGAAGUUGCUUUUAAGCCAGCUAGGGUUAUCCUCCAGGAUUUCACUGGAGUUCCUGCUGUUGUUGAUUUUGCUGCCAUGAGAGAUGCUGUGAAAUCUCUUGGUGGGGAUCCAGAAAAAAUCAAUCCAAUCUGUCCAGCUGAUUUAGUUAUUGAUCAUUCUGUUCAAGUGGAUUUUGUCAGAUCUUCGGAUGCUUUGCAAAAGAAUCAAGAUCUUGAGUUUGAAAGGAAUAAAGAGAGGUUUAUGUUUUUGAAGUGGGGUGCUAAAGCUUUUAAUAACAUGUUGAUUGUUCCACCUGGUAGUGGAAUAGUCCAUCAGGUCAAUUUGGAAUACUUGGCUAGGGUCGUAUUUUCUGGACAAGAAGAUUCAGUUUUAUACCCAGACACAGUUGUCGGAACUGAUUCUCACACGACUAUGAUCAAUGGAUUAGGUGUUCUUGGUUGGGGUGUUGGUGGUAUUGAAGCUGAGGCUGUUAUGUUGGGACAAGCAAUAAGCAUGUUGCUUCCACAGGUUGUUGGAUACCGUCUUCACGGAAGUUUGGGUCCAUACAUAACGUCCACUGAUCUUGUUCUCACCAUUACAAAACAUUUACGUCAAUUGGGUGUUGUUGGUAAAUUCGUGGAGUUUUAUGGCCCUGGUGUUGCAGCUCUUUCGAUAGCUGAUCGUGCUACCAUUGCCAAUAUGUGUCCGGAAUAUGGCGCGACUGUUGGAUUUUUCCCUGUUGAUAAAUACUCCUUGAAGUAUCUUAGGCAAACUAAUCGUCCCGAGGAUCAAGUAAAGAUGAUUGAAGCUUAUCUGCAGGCUACCGGACAGUUAAGGGAUUAUGAAUCCGGAGAAUUCGAGCCGAUCUUCAGCCAAUCUGUUGGAUUAGAUUUGUCCACUGUGGUCUCUUCAGUGAGUGGACCAAAGAGGCCUAACGAUCGCGUAUCGGUCUCGGAGAUGAAGGAUGAUUUCAACAAAUGCUUAAGCAAUAAGGUUGGCUUCAAAGGAUUUGGAUUGCCAAACAACAAAUUGAAUACCACAGCAAAAUUCAUGCACAAUGGAAAACAAUAUUCAAUUGGCCAUGGCAGCGUCAUAAUUGCUGCAAUCACUUCUUGUACAAAUACGAGCAAUCCUAGUGUUAUGCUCGGUGCAGGUCUGCUAGCAAAGAAUGCCGUCGCCGCUGGUCUUACAGUCGCACCGUACAUCAAAACCAGUCUUUCGCCUGGUUCUGGGGUGGUCACCUACUAUCUGAAGGAAUCUGGAGUGAUACCCGCUCUUGAGAAAUUGGGCUUCGAUAUUGUAGGAUAUGGGUGCAUGACCUGUAUCGGCAAUAGUGGUAGCAUCGACGAAAACAUCGUCAACGCAAUUGAAUCGAAUGAUUUAGUGUGCUGCGGUGUCCUCUCUGGUAAUCGUAACUUCGAAGGUCGCAUCCAUCCGAACACGAGAGCCAAUUAUUUGGCCAGUCCUUUGCUUGUCCUUGCUUAUGCAAUUGCUGGCACCGUCGAUAUUGACUUUGAAGUUGAACCUCUUGGGAAGAAACCAGACGGAAGUCCAGUAUUCUUGAGAGACAUUUGGCCAACCAGAGCUGACAUUCAAACUGUCGAACAAAAACAUGUAAUUCCAGCAAUGUUCCAAGAAGUGUAUGCUAAAAUUGAGACUGGAUCUGCGAGUUGGCAAAGCCUCAACGCUCCAGCUGGUCAAUUGUAUCCCUGGUCCAAUGAAUCUACUUACAUCAAAAGACCACCAUUCUUCGAUGGUAUGACCAAGGACUUGCCAAUCAGUAAGCCAAUUAACGGUGCCAAAGUAUUAUUGUUCUUGGGAGAUUCUGUCACCACGGAUCAUAUUAGUCCAGCAGGUUCGAUUGGCAGAACUAGUCCCGCUGCCAGAUUCUUAGCACAAAGAGGUUUAAGCCCUAGGGAAUUUAAUUCAUAUGGCUCUCGCAGAGGAAAUGACGCAAUUAUGGCCAGGGGAACGUUCGCCAACAUUCGUUUGGUUAACAAAUUCUUGGGCAAACCUGGACCAAGGACAAUGUAUCUUCCCACUAACGAAGAAAUGGAUGUAUUCGAUUGCGCCGAACGGUAUGCUCGUGACAACACAUCAUUGAUAUUGAUUUGCGGAAAAGACUAUGGAUCUGGAUCUAGUCGAGAUUGGGCCGCUAAAGGACCAUAUCUUCUGGGAGUUAGAGCCGUGAUCGCCGAAUCAUUCGAACGUAUCCAUCGUUCCAAUUUGGUGGGCAUGGGUAUUGUUCCAUUGCAGUUCUUAGAAGGUCAAAAUGCCGAAACUUUGGGAUUAACUGGCAAGGAAGAUUACAACAUCCAUUUAUCCACUGAUUUAAAACCUGGCCAGAACGUGCAAGUCACAACCAACACUGGAAAACAGUUUGAUGUGGUUUUGCGAUUUGACACUGAGGUAGAUUUGUUGUAUUAUAAGAAUGGAGGUAUUUUGAAUUACAUGGUUAGGAAAAUUGCUGCUUGAAAAUGUUAUUAACUGUAACUAAAGUAUAGCUGUGCUGCAUUUAUGUUACGAUGUUUUUACUAAUUGUUAUUACUUUUUAUAUACUUAUCAUCACAUAAGCAAACAAUUAAUUCGGUGACUUGUAUUUGUUUAUUUCAAUUGUUAUUUUGAGAUGACCGUUUUCCUUUAUUGGUUUUAUGAAUAAAUCGGUUGUGGUCCGUUUCUUUUA